Molecule: messenger RNA, 600 nt
Organism: Penicillium subrubescens
Lineage: Eukaryota; Fungi; Ascomycota; Eurotiomycetes; Eurotiales; Aspergillaceae
Product: guanylate kinase
Exons: 6
Coding region: 1-600 (199 amino acids)
Biological process (GO): purine nucleotide metabolic process
Cellular component (GO): cytosol
Molecular function (GO): GMP kinase activity
Source: RefSeq, a predicted model, not a curated record
AUGGCUUCCAACGCUGCCCAAUUCCGCCCAGUCGUGAUCAGCGGCCCUUCAGGCUGUGGAAAGUCCACACUCCUCAAGCGCUUGUUUGCGGAGUACCCUGAUCGCUUCGGUUUCAGCGUCUCCAAUACUACUCGGGCUCCCCGUCCCGGCGAGCAAGAUGGACGAGAAUACAACUUCGUGACCAAGGAAGCUUUCCUCGAGCUUGUCGCACAGAACGGAUUCAUUGAGCACGCUCAAUUCGGCAGCAACUACUACGGCACAUCCAAGCAAGCAGUCAAGGCCGUCGCCGAAAAGGAGCGCAUCUGCGUCCUGGAUAUCGAGAUGGAGGGUGUCAAGCAAGUGAAGAACAGCGAUCUCAACGCUCGAUUCCUCUUCCUGGCUCCCCCUUCCAUGGAGGAGUUGGAGCGUCGGCUGCGUUCUCGUGGAACUGAGACUGAAGACAGUCUGCGCCAGCGCCUGGACCAGGCUGUUAACGAGCUCGAGUUCUCCAAGCAGCCUGGUGCCCACGAUAAGAUCGUUGUGAACGACGAUCUGGAGAAGGCCUACGCUGAGCUGCGGGACUGGGUUGUGGAUGGUGGUCGCUUCGGUGCGCCGCAAUAA